AUGAUUUCCUCUAUUACUGCUUACUUGGAAGAACUAAAGGACGCUUUUGUUCCAACUGUGGCCAAGGCUGAAGAAGAUGUUGAAGAAGACGUUGAUGAAGACGAAGAAGAUGAAGAUGAAGAUGAAGACGACGAAGACGAAGACGAAGAAGAACAAGGUGACCAAUUGGACGCUUUGAGAGAAGAAUGCAAGGCUACCGAAGAAGGUAAGCACUUGGUCCACCACUACUUGGAAUGUGCUGAAAGAGUUGCCAAGGCUCAAGAACAACCAGGUUACGAGGACUUGCCAUACAAGGAAGACUGUGUCGAAGAAUUCUUCCACUUACAACAUUACUUGGACGAGUGUGCUGCUCCAAGAUUGUUCGACAAGUUGAAAUAG
Molecule: messenger RNA, 378 nt
Organism: Kluyveromyces marxianus DMKU3-1042
Lineage: Eukaryota; Fungi; Ascomycota; Saccharomycetes; Saccharomycetales; Saccharomycetaceae
Gene: QCR6
Product: ubiquinol--cytochrome-c reductase subunit 6
Exons: 1
Coding region: 1-378 (125 amino acids)
Biological process (GO): mitochondrial electron transport, ubiquinol to cytochrome c
Source: RefSeq, a predicted model, not a curated record